UUGUAUUGACGUUUUUAAUUGCGAUCUUCAUACACAAUAUAAAAUGAGCCACUUUAAUAAAGACAUAAUGGACAUUCCUACCCUUAAGGCAACUGUCCUUCUCCAUGGGAUCCCUAUAUCAGCAGAGAGUGCAGAAAACUGGGAACGAGUGACAGAUUUCCAAGCUAGACCUGAUGAUGUGAUCAUUGCAACCUAUCCUAAAGCUGGAACUACUUGGGCGAGUGAAAUUGUGGACACGAUUUACUGUGAAGGAAAUCUUGAAAAAUGUCGACGAGACACCAUAUAUAAUCGAGUACCUUUCUUAGAAUUUAAAAUUCCUGACAUGCCUACAGGAGUAGAAAUACUUGAAGGAAAACCAUCUCCAAGACUUGUAAAAACACAUCUGCCUAUUCAGCUGAUGCCAGAAUCCUUCUGGGAUAAAAAAUCAAAGGUGAUAUACAUUGCCAGAAAUGCAAAAGAUGUGGCUGUGUCAUACUACUUUUUCCACAAAAUAGUGAAAGCCUUGCCUGAUCCUGGACCUUGGGAUUCAUUCUUAGAUAAUUACAUGAAAGGAUAUGUGUGCUAUGGCUCCUGGCAUGAUCAUGUUAAAGGUUGGUGGGAAAAAAGAUAUGACCAUAAUAUCCUUUAUCUCUUCUAUGAAGACAUGAAAGAGAAUCCAAAGAGAGAAAUCAGAAAAAUGCUACACUUCCUGGAAAUAGAUAUGAGUGAAGAUAUUGUGGAGAAGAUUGUUCACCACACCUCUUUUGAAGAAAUGAAAAACAAUGACAUGGCCAAUUACAAAACCCUGCCAAAGGACAUACUUGACCAGACGACUACUAACUUCAUGAGAAAAGGAAUAGCCGGUGACUGGAAGAACCAUUUCACUGUUGCACAGAAUGAGACGUUUGAUGAGGACUACAAGAGACAGAUGUCAGACAUAGACCUACACUUCAGGACCGAGAUCUAAUGCAU
Nanorana parkeri is the source of this 951-nucleotide messenger RNA. Its product is annotated as sulfotransferase 1 family member D1-like. The transcript has 8 exons. The coding region runs from base 44 to 946 and encodes 300 amino acids. Gene Ontology annotation, molecular function: sulfotransferase activity. The record is from RefSeq and is a predicted model, not a curated record. NCBI's taxonomy places the organism in Eukaryota, Metazoa, Chordata, Amphibia, Anura, Dicroglossidae. Gene Ontology annotation, cellular component: cytoplasm. Gene Ontology annotation, biological process: sulfation.